This is a messenger RNA of Solanum stenotomum, 1510 nucleotides long. Its product is annotated as serine/threonine-protein kinase D6PK. NCBI's taxonomy places the organism in Eukaryota, Viridiplantae, Streptophyta, Magnoliopsida, Solanales, Solanaceae. Gene Ontology annotation, molecular function: ATP binding; protein serine/threonine kinase activity. The transcript is spliced from 2 exons. Gene Ontology annotation, cellular component: cytoplasm; plasma membrane; nucleus. Gene Ontology annotation, biological process: protein phosphorylation. The record is from RefSeq and is a predicted model, not a curated record. The coding region runs from base 38 to 1459 and encodes 473 amino acids.
CAUUUUUUCUUCUUCGCCCAAAAAACUCGAGCCAAAAAUGGAGCCAUGGCUCGACGACUUAGCCGAUGACCUUCAAAGCAUCAGCUUCAACUCUACUACCAGCACUACCACCACCACCGCCACUGACAUUAACCGGUCGACUAGUUCCGGCUCCGAAGCCACAUGGACGGCUACGGCUUCUUGUAUCUCUUCCAACUCUCUUCACCACCAUAUCACUAAGCCACGCGCCGCUACUCCUUCCGGUGAUCCUUACUGGGACGCCAUUACACGUGGUAUUUCCACUUCUACUUCUUCGGCAAUUUCUCUAACUGAUCUCCGAUUUCUCCAUCGACUAGGAUCCGGCGAUAUAGGCUCUGUCUUCCUCGCAGAAAUCAAAGCUGCUCCUGUAACGGAGAUUUCGAAAUCGACGGCGGUAUCGGCGUACUUUGCUGCGAAAGUUAUGGAUAAGAAGGAACUUGCGAGCCGUAAUAAGGAAGGAAGAGCGAGGACUGAACGGGAAAUACUUGAAAUGUUAGAUCAUCCUUUCCUUCCGAUGCUUUAUGCUUCUAUUGAUUCACCGAAAUGGUCGUGUUUAUUGACGGAGUUUUGCCCCGGCGGUGAUCUACACGUACUCCGGCAACGUCAACCGGCGAAACGCUUCCCUGAAUCCGCUGUCAGGUUCUAUGUGUCAGAGGUGGUGGUAGCGUUGGAGUACAUUCACAUGAUGGGAAUAGUUUACCGCGACUUGAAACCUGAAAAUGUUUUGGUCCGAUCGGAUGGUCAUAUCAUGCUCACAGACUUUGAUCUCUCGCUGAAAUGUGAUACCUCUACAUCAACACCAGCUCAAGUGAUUUCAAGUAAAAAUACACCUAAUGGUGGACCUCAACAAAAUGAGUACAAAAUUGAACCACCAAAGUUCACAGCUUCUUCAUGUAUCCUGCCAAACUGUAUAGUACCUGCUGUAUCAUGCUUCCACCCGAAAAGAAAGCGAAAGAAGAAGCCAGGACAUCUUGGUGGCCCUGAAUUUGUAGCUGAACCAGUCGAUGUUCGUUCAAUGUCCUUCGUGGGAACUCACGAGUACUUGGCACCAGAGAUUGUAUCAGGUGAAGGUCAUGGUAGUGCAGUAGAUUGGUGGACACUAGGGAUAUUCAUAUUUGAGUUGCUAUAUGGAGUAACACCUUUUAAAGGUAUAGAUCAUGAACUAACCCUAGCUAACAUCGUUGCUCGAGCCCUCGAAUUCCCUAAGGAACCAUCAAUGCCAGCCCCAGUUAAAGACCUGAUAUCACAACUCCUUACUAAGGAUCCCGCGCGAAGAAUGGGAUCAACUAUGGGUGCUACAGCAAUCAAACACCAUCCAUUCUUCCAAGGAGUCAAUUGGGCACUUUUAAGAUGUACUUCACCACCAUUCAUUCCUCCUCCAUUCAGUAAAGAAUUUCUCUCUGAUGGAAGUUGCCCUGAUACCUCAAUGGAAUACUACUAGCCUCUAUCACUCAGAUUCUUUGAAAAUGUUGUUGCACUCGUAUCAGAUCCU